Molecule: messenger RNA, 2159 nt
Organism: Camarhynchus parvulus
Lineage: Eukaryota; Metazoa; Chordata; Aves; Passeriformes; Thraupidae
Gene: ALOX5
Product: arachidonate 5-lipoxygenase
Exons: 14
Coding region: 40-2064 (674 amino acids)
Biological process (GO): linoleic acid metabolic process; lipid oxidation
Cellular component (GO): nuclear envelope
Molecular function (GO): iron ion binding; protein binding; arachidonate 5-lipoxygenase activity
Source: RefSeq, a predicted model, not a curated record
GGGCCGAGCCGAGCCGAGCCGAGCGGCGGGGACCGGACCAUGCCGUCCUACACCGUGACGGUGGCCACGGGCAGCCAGUGGUUCGCGGGCACCGACGACUACGUGUACCUGACCCUGCAGGGCACGGACGGCUGCAGCGAGAGGCACCUCCUGGACAAGCCCUUCUACAACGACUUCGAGCGCGGCGCGGUGGACUCCUAUGAUGUGACUGUGGAAGAAGACCUUGGAGAAAUUCAGCUAAUAAAAAUUGAGAAACGAAAAUACUGGUACCAGGAUGACUGGUACCUCAAGUACAUCACUGUUAAAACACCAGUGGGUGACUACCUGGAGUUCCCAUGUUACCGCUGGAUUACAGAUGAAAAGGAGGUUGUCCUGCGAGAUGGAAGAGCAAAGCUGCCCCGAGAUGACAAGACUCAGAUCCUCAAGCAGCACAGGCGCAAAGAGCUCGAAUCCCGUCAGAAAAUGUACCGCUGGAAGGAGUGGCAUCCAGGCUUUCCCCUGAGCAUCGAUGCCCAUUGCCACAGUGAACUGCCUCGUGACAUCCAGUUUGACAAUGAGAAGGGAAUUGACUUCAUUCUGAACUACACGAAAGCGAUGGAAAAUCUUUAUGUCAACCGUUUCAUGCACAUGUUCCAGUCUUCCUGGAGUGAUUUUGCAGAUUUUGAGAGGAUUUUUGUCAGAAUCAGCAACACAAUCUCUGAAUAUGUGAUGCAACACUGGAGGGAAGAUUUUAUGUUUGGCUACCAGUUCCUGAAUGGAUGCAAUCCUGUGCUGAUCCGGAGAUGCACAGAGAUACCCAAGAAGCUGCCUGUGACCAUGGAUAUGGUAGAAUGCAGUCUGGAGAGGAACCUGACACUGGAGGAGGAAGUGAAGCAAGGCAACAUUUUCAUUGUGGACUAUGAGCUGCUUGAUGGUGUGGAUGCCAAUAAAACAGACCCGUGCACAAUACAGUACUUGGCUGCACCCAUCUGUCUGCUGUAUAAGAAUCUGGAGAAAAAAAUUGUACCCAUUGCAAUCCAGCUUGGUCAAAAGCCUGGACCAGACAAUCCCAUCUUCCUUCCUUCAGAUGCCACAUAUGACUGGCUUCUAGCUAAAAUUUGGGUCCGCUCGUCUGAUUUCCACAUCCACCAGACAGUGACCCACCUCUUACGGACACACUUGGUGUCAGAGGUGUUCAGCAUAGCCAUGUUCCGGCAGCUGCCUGCUGUGCAUCCCCUCUUCAAGCUCUUGGUGCCACAUAUGCGGUUCACAAUAGCCAUCAAUACCAAAGCCCGAGAACAACUUAUCUGUGAAUGUGGCCUUUUUGACAAGGCAAAUGCCACGGGUGGAGGAGGACAUGUACAAAUGGUGCAGAAAGCAAUGAAGGAUCUGACCUACAGUUCCCUCUGCUUUCCUGAGGAAAUCAAAGCUAAAGGAAUGGACAGCAAGGAGGAUAUCCCCUACUACUAUUACCGGGAUGAUGGCAUUAAGGUCUGGGAGGCUAUAAAGAGUUUUGCAGAGGAUGUAAUUCACAUCUACUAUGAGAGCGACGAGGUGGUGUGUGAGGAUGUGGAGCUGCAGGCCUUUGUCAAAGACAUUUAUGUCUAUGGAAUGAGGGGUGUGAAAGCCUCAGGGUUCCCUAAGAUGAUCAGGACACGAGAGACACUAGCAGAAUAUCUCACAGUGAUCAUGUUCACUACAUCGGCUCAACACGCAGCUGUGAAUUUUGGUCAGUAUGACUGGUGCUCCUGGAUUCCCAACGCCCCACCGACAAUGCGCUGCCCUCCCCCAACAGAAAAGGGCACCGUCACCAUCGAGCAGAUUGUGGAGAGUCUGCCAGACAGGGGACGUUCCUGUUGGCAUCUUGGAGCUGUUUGGGCCUUGAGCCAAUUCCAGGACAAAGAACUGUUUCUGGGCAUGUACCCAGAUGAACACUUUGUGGAGAAGCCAGUGAAAGAGGCUAUGGCAAAAUUCCGCAAGAAUCUGGAUGAGAUUGUCAGCACCAUCACCGAGCGCAACAAGAACAAGAAGCUCCCUUACUACUACCUCUCCCCAGAUCGUAUUCCCAACAGUGUUGCUGUUUGAGCACAUGGCCAGAAGAGUUUGAAGGCCUGUAAAGCUAAUGAUGUUUUUCUGUUAUAUGCUUCUUCAAUUAGCUUCUCAGAAAUGGGUAAGAAACC